UCCUGAUGCUGCGGUCAGCGUUUGGUCAACAGGACGAUAUCCAGAGCAUUCAAGGCUGAUCCGACUGCAUCACUGCGUGUGUGUGUGAUUCACAAUAAUAACCGUCUUUAAGCAGAAAGUGUUCAUACGGGUGGAAAGUUUGAUUCUAUUCAUCUACGCCGAGGGGAAAGCGUUUUAACGGGAUUUUCCACUGAUAUCUGUACAGCAUCAAGUUUUCCUCCGGCUUGAACUUUGUCUCAGGAUCUUCACUGAGUCUGGGGUUUGUUUGGUUUUGUUUUUUCCUCCACCUCCUGCGUCAGGUUCGUCAUGAUGGACGCGGCGGAAUGCGGAGUCAAAGUGAUGUGCCGAUUCAGGCCACUGAACGAGUCGGAAAUCAACAGAGGAGACAAAUACAUCCCGAAAUUUAAGGGCGAGGAUACUGUGGUUGUUUCGGGAAAGCCCUAUGUGUUUGAUCGAGUUCUUCCUCCAAACACAACCCAAGAGCUGGUCUACGAUGCCUGCGCUAAACAGAUUGUUAAAGAUGUUCUUGAUGGAUACAAUGGAACCAUUUUCGCCUAUGGCCAGACUUCAUCAGGGAAGACCCAUACCAUGGAGGGGAACCUCCAUGACUCGGAGCGUAAGGGCAUCAUUCCUCGCAUCUCUCAGGACAUCUUCGACCACAUUUACUCCAUGGAUGAGAACCUUGAGUUCCAUAUCAAGGUAUCCUACUUUGAGAUUUACUUGGACAAAAUCAGAGAUCUAUUGGAUGUUUCGAAGACCAACCUCGCUGUACAUGAAGAUAAAAACAGGGUACCAUAUGUCAAGGGCUGCACAGAGCGCUUUGUGUCCAGCCCUGAGGAGGUGAUGGACGUUAUUGAUGAAGGCAAAGCCAAUCGUCAUGUCGCUGUCACAAAUAUGAAUGAGCACAGCUCGCGCAGUCACAGCAUCUUCCUGAUUAACAUCAAGCAGGAGAAUGUGGAGACGGAGAAGAAGCUGAGUGGGAAGCUCUACCUGGUGGAUCUGGCUGGAAGUGAAAAGGUCAGUAAAACAGGAGCAGAAGGAGCUGUCUUGGAUGAAGCUAAAAAUAUCAAUAAAUCUCUCUCAGCUCUGGGCAACGUCAUCUCUGCACUGGCUGAGGGAACUAAGACGCACGUGCCGUACCGAGAUAGUAAGAUGACACGAAUCCUGCAGGACUCUCUGGGUGGAAACUGCAGGACCACCAUCAUCAUCUGCUGCUCACCGUCCGUCUUCAAUGAGGCCGAGACCAAAUCCACGCUUAUGUUCGGCCAGAGAGCCAAGACCAUUAAGAACACGGUGUCGGUCAACCUGGAGCUAACGGCCGAGGAGUGGAAGAAGAAGUAUGAGAAGGAGAAGGAAAAGAACAGAGGCUUGAAGAUCAUCAUCCAGCGGUUGGAGAAUGAGCUGAAGCGCUGGAGGAGAGGUGAAGCAGUUCCAGUUGAAGAGCAGCAGAAAAGUAAAGAAAUGAAGAACUCAGAAGCCACGCCCACAAUCGACAGUCUGGCCCCGCCUCCCCAACCUCUUUGUGACACUGAGAAAACCAAGUAUGAAGAGCUGAUCAGUGACCUCUACCAGCAGCUCGAUGACAAGGACGAUGAGAUCAAUCAGCACAGUCAGCUGGCAGAGUCACUGAAACAGCAGAUGGUGGAUCAGGAUGAGCUGUUAGCAUCGACACGGCAUGACUGUGGGAAACUCCAGGAGGAGAUGAUGCGUCUUCAGUGUGAACAUGAGGCAACCAAAGAGGAGGUGAAGGAGGUGUUGCAAGCGCUGGAGGAACUCGCCGUCAACUAUGACCAGAAGAGCCACGAGUUGGAGGAGAAAGGAAGGAGCAACAUCCAGCUCACAGAUGAGUUAACGCAAAAGAGUACAAUUUUAUCCACUGUAGAGAGGGAUCUGGCCACACUGCAGGAAGUGAGUGGACACCACAAGAAAAGAUCUGUAGAGAUCUUCAGCAUGCUUCUGCGAGACCUCAGUGAGAUCGGCACCAUCAUCGGCACUAGCGACCUUAAGACACAGACAGCGGAGGGUCCUGUAGCGAUGGAGGAGGAGUUCACCAUGGCGCGCCUCUACAUCAGCAAGAUGAAGUCGGAGGUGAAGUCGCUGGUGAACCGCAGCAAACAGCUGGAAGGAGCUCAGGCAGAAACGGCACGCAAGAUUCAGGCCAAUGAGAAAGAGCUCGCGUCCUGCCAACUCCUCAUCUCACAGCUCCAGGCCAAGAUAAAAUCGCUGAAUGACUACAUGCAGAACAUGGAGCAGAAGAAGAGACAGCUGGAGGAAAGCCAGGACUCGCUGAUGGAAGAGCUGGCUAAUCUCCACGCUCAGGGAAAGAUGCAUGAAGUGUCUGUGAUGGACAAAGAGAAGGAGCACAUGAGCAAGAUGAAGGAUGCUGAAGAGAUGAAGAAAGCGCUGCAGGAGCAGAUGGAGAGUCACCGUGAGGCCCAUCAGAAGCAGCUGUCACGCCUCCGAGACGAAAUCGACGAGAAGCAGAAGAUCCUGGAUGAGCUGAAAGAUAUGAACCAGUCUCUUCAGCUGGAGCAGAAAAAACUCUUGUCUGACUACGACAAGCUAAGAGACGAGGAACAGGAGAAGGACGAGAAACUGCAGAAACUAAUUUUGUUAAAUGAGAAACGAGAACAGGCCAAGGAGGAUCUGAAGGGUCUUGAAGAGACUUUGACAAAAGAGCUCCAAACUCUCCACAGUCUGCGCAAACUCUUCAUCGACGAUCUUAACACACGUGUCAGGACAAAUGUAGAGUUGGACUCAGAUGAGGCAGGAGGCAGCCUGGGUCUGAAACAGAAGAUCAUUUUCCUGGAGAACAAUCUGGAACAGCUCACCAAAGUCCACAAACAGUUGGUGCGUGACAAUGCAGAGCUGCGCUGCGAGCUGCCUAAGCUGGAGAAGCGUCUUCGAGCCACGGCCGAGCGAGUGAAAUCCCUCGAGACGUCAUUGAGAGAGGCGAAGGAGAACGCCCUGAGAGACCGCAAGCGCUACCAGCAAGAGGUGGAGAGAAUCAAAGAGGCAGUCAGGGCCAAAAACCAGGCCAGGAGGAACCACACAGCACAGAUCGCCAAGCCCAUUCGUGCUGGACACCAUGCUGGACAUCACCCUGCAGCCUCUGGCUCACCGGGUCAUACCAUCAGAGGAGGAGGGGUGCAGAGCCCGCGACGUCAUCACUACCACCAGAUGCAAACAGCUCAGCAGCACUACCACCACAGCAGCAACAGCAGCAAAUAAAGGAUGUCGGGAGGAAAAACAGCGUAUUCUGAGCUCACUCAGACUUUCUUUCCAUCUAGACUUCAUCUGUCCACGAGAUCACCGUCCACGUUUUUGUAGUUCUGGAAAACCAACACAACCGCUGAAGCCUUUGAUCACGUACAGUACUGGACAGAAACUCUACUUCCUUAUCCUUUGGUGGACUGGUUUUGUACUUACACACACACACACACACACACACACACACACACACACACACACACAAACACAAACACAUGUGAAAAAAAGGAGCUGCCUGUUACAUUCAAGUGAGCACAAUUAGUGUGUGUCCCAAACCUAGAGAGUUCUUUCCUGCUAGCUAAUCAUGUAAUUAGCGGCUCGUAUGAGUCACAUGAAUCAGCACAUGCAGGUAAAUCCUGACAGAAAGCACAGGAACACUAAACACACAUGACCUCUGGCUACAUGUUACACCUCACAGUGCUAAUUUCUCUUUCAUUGCACAAUCAUUAGACUGUUUGUUCUAAUGCACGUUCCUCAGUGUUAAUACUGCUGUGUGUAUGUGUUAUGGGUAAUCCACUGCAACUCCAUCGUUUAAACACACUUAGAAUUUAAUCUGUCUCUUAUAAAUUUUCUUAAUAUAGAUGAUGGUCCAGUAUUAACCGGACUAGCAUCUGGGAUGACAUGUUAUUUUAGUUUUGCCAAAAAAUUUACCAAAAAUACUGAUCACCAAACUAUAAAUAAUAAUGGAAGUAAUGGAGCCAUGAGAAUCUUUUCCACCCUUAUGUGUAACUCGAGGGCUUUUUCUGUAAUUCUUAGAAUUGGCAGUAGCUCAGUAGGUCUUUAGUUUUUAUUGCCUACCUGAAGCAUGUAGAAACACAACAGGGAAUGUAGUGUGCUUUAGAGCUCACACUGUGUUGUUUUUAAAAGCAGGAGACUUCAUCUGCAGUCCAGUAACACCAUAGUCCAGCACAAAGUGUGUGUGUAUGUGUGUGUGUGUGUGUGUGUGUGUGUGUGUGUGUGUGUGUGUGUGUGUGUGUGUGUGUGUGAGAGAGAGAGUGAUGAUCACACUGUGCUGGAUUCCUUAAUUGAUUUUCUUAGUCAAUUCAUUUUUGCUUUCUGCUAUUUAUUGUUUAAUUUCUUAGAACUGUU
Messenger RNA from Ictalurus punctatus (channel catfish), 4359 nucleotides. RefSeq names its product kinesin family member 5C (gene kif5c). Gene Ontology annotation, molecular function: microtubule binding; microtubule motor activity; ATP binding. Lineage: Eukaryota; Metazoa; Chordata; Actinopteri; Siluriformes; Ictaluridae. The transcript is spliced from 26 exons. The record is from RefSeq and is a predicted model, not a curated record. The coding region runs from base 307 to 3231 and encodes 974 amino acids. Gene Ontology annotation, biological process: microtubule-based movement.